Vigna angularis (adzuki bean) is the source of this 4010-nucleotide messenger RNA. Its product is annotated as 2-methylpropanoate--CoA ligase CCL4. The coding region runs from base 2132 to 3787 and encodes 551 amino acids. The record is from RefSeq and is a predicted model, not a curated record. The transcript has a single exon. NCBI's taxonomy places the organism in Eukaryota, Viridiplantae, Streptophyta, Magnoliopsida, Fabales, Fabaceae.
GUCAAACUUCAUUUCCCUACAAGAUUGCAUGUAACUUUUAAUGUUUCAUUCCCCGAGUUCAACCACUAAGAUGCGGCCGCAUCAGAUCGAACAUAAUUAUUUAAUGUGAAACGACAUUUGGCAUCUUGGAGUAAUCAUUACAACAUUUUAGAAAACCCCUCUCAUUAAUAUUGUAGUUACCAAUAAAGUUAUCACCAACUCGACAAAGUCUACCUAAGUCGACAGCAUGAAGUGAACCCUGCUAAAGCCAGCAACACCAAUCCACCUAAUUUGACACUAGUACCUGCCUAAGUCGGCAACACGAAACAAAGUUUGCCUGAACCAAUAAAGACUCGUGCAUCAAACCCCGCUAAGAUAAGGUCGCGACAUAGUCCGCCUAAUCCACCUGCAUGGUCAAAGACGACCGCAUGCAACCCAAUUGGACGAGCACAUACAACCCAAUUGAACGACCACAUACAACCUAGUUGAACUACCAUAUUCAUCGCAGUUGGACGACCAAUCCACUUGUAAACCUUAAAGCCAACCACAACUCCGCCAAAGAGUCAUUAAUAAUCACAAUAAGUACCUCUCACACGAUAAUCAAACUUCUGAGACUGGGAGGCUUAUGUACAUACUCAACCCAUUAAAUAUGUUAUGUCAUAUGGCCCUACAUGACUCAUUCAACUUAGCUAACCUAAAGUGAUUAGAGAGUAUUUUAAUAUAUAUUUCCUGGUAAAUAUUUAUAUAUUAAUAAUAUAUGCUGUCUAAUUUUAGUAGUUUGAUUAUAUCGUAAUAUUUUUUAAUACCAUAUAUUUACAUAAUAUUUGGUAAAUCAGAUGAGGUGUUACAUUAUUACUGUUAUUUUACUAAUUAUUCAAUAUACAUAGUAUUUCAUUAAGAAAUACUCAUUCACCCAUACUCAUUCUUCUUUACAAAAAGUAUUCAAAUUCUUUUAACGUAAGAAAAAUUUUGUAUAUAAAACUUUCAUAAAUACACAUAAAAGUUUCUCAAUCCAUCAUAUAUUGUCAACUAGAAAGUCUACUCUCAUUAUUCUCUUCAAAACAAAGAUAAAUUUAUAUUUCACUUUUAGAGUAGAGUGAAAUUGUUAUUAUUUAACUUUUGAAACCUCUUUAUAAUAUAAAUAUAAAAAUACGAAUAAUAGUUCAAUUUUUUUAUGUAAAUGUAUUAUAAUGUACAUUACGUUAAAAUUAUAAAAAAAUAUCAAAAUUGUUAGAUUUUAUCCUUUAAGAAAUGAGACCUAAUUUUGUUAUAAAUCUUUCUAAGAAUUGGUGUCACUAUUCCACUAAAAAAACGUUGAAAAGAAAAAUAUAGAAAAGAUUGUGAGUUCAGAUAUUCCACUAAAAAAAUCUAUACGAUGACUGUCACUAUUAAAGCAAAUAACGCCAAAUAUUAUUAUGAACAUAUGACCCAGUUGUGAUUUAGCCAAAAGUCUAAACAGGAUUUGUUGAAAUUAUUUAUUAAAAAAAAAACUAUACUCUUAUUUACUGAAACACCGUAUACACAAAUUAAAUAUAUUCUAAAAAUAUAUUUAAAAUAUAAACUAUUUAUGAAUAUAAACAGUCGAUAAUUUGUCGUAAUUUACACGUGUGACUUUAAGAUAUAAAGCUCUUUCUUUUACCUAUACAAUCCACACUUAUUUAACUUAUUCCUUUAUUACCCCCUCAAUAUGUGUAUAUUGUUAUAUAUAAACCAGGUCACAUAACCUAUCAUAAAAUUAUUUGUGAAAAAAUAAACUUAGACACUCACAUAUUAACGUAUACAAAUGAAAAUUUAGUGAUAUUAAAAUGUAUUACAAAAGAUAAGCAUCAAAUCCUUGUUCAACGAUUUUUAUUCAUGAGUGUAGGAGUGAAUAAAACGCUGUAAACAGCAGAUCAUACUCCUCUCCAAUCUGUAAUGCUUCACCCUCAUCCACUUUGGUACAAAAAAAUCAUAAUCUAUGCAUUAAUAUAUCAAGUACAAAAAAAUCAUAAUCUAUGCAUUAAUAUAUCAAUCUUGAUACUAUACUAUAUACUAUAUACUAUAUAUAUUUCUCCCUGCGAAAGGUAAGAGUGUGUUUAUAUACUAUAUAUAUUUCUCCCAACUAAAGGUAAGAGUGUUUUCUCCUUCUCAGGCUUCAUCCGUUGACUACCAAAUGGAACAACUCAAGCCAAGCGCUGCUAACUCUUCUCCUCUCACACCGCUAGGUUUCUUGGACAGAGCCGCCACCAUUUACGGCGACGUCCCUUCCAUUGUCUACAACCACACAACCUUUACCUGGGCCCAAACCCACCGCCGAUGCCUCCAGCUCGCCUCCGCCAUCUCCUCCCUCGGAAUCCGCCGCGGCAGCGUCGUCUCCGUCGUCGCUCCCAACAUCCCCGCCAUGUACGAGCUCCAGUUUUCCAUCCCCUUCGCCGGUGCUAUCCUCAACAACAUCAACCUCCGCCUCGACGCCCGCACCAUCUCCGUCAUCCUCCGCCAUGCGAACUCCGCGCUCGUCUUCGUCGACUGCGCCUCACGCGACCUCGUCCUCGAAGCCUUGUCCCUCUUCCCUAAACACCACACUCAACGCCCACUACUGGUUCUCAUCGCCGACGACAGUGUCGAAAACGCAGACGUCUCAUGCUCCGGUGAUUUCGUUGACACAUACGAGGGCCUGGUGAGCAAGGGCGAUCCGAACUUCGAAUGGGUACGGCCUAUAUCGGAGUGGGACCCGAUGAUUCUUAACUACACCUCAGGAACGACGUCGUCUCCGAAAGGGGUUGUUCACUCCCACAGAGGAAUAUUCUUAGUCUCCGUCGACACGCUUAUCGAUUGGGCUGUUCCCAAGAGACCGAUUUAUCUCUGGACGCUCCCGAUAUUCCACGCUAACGGGUGGAGCCUCCCGUGGGGUAUCGCUGCCUCGGGCGGCACCAACAUCUGCGUCCGCAAGUUUGACGCGGGGAUUAUUUACUCUCUCAUAAAACGCAACCACGUGACACACAUGUGCGGCGCACCGGUGGUGCUCAGCAUGUUGACAAACUCCCCGGACAACAAACCAUUGGAGAGGCCAGUUCAUAUACUCACGGCGGGAGCGCCGCCGCCAGCAACGGUGCUCCAUCGGACGGAGGCGCUCGGGUUUGUGGUGAGCCACGGGUACGGGUUGACGGAAACCGCGGGGUUGGUGGUGUCAUGCGCGUGGAAGGAGAAGUGGAACCGGCUUCCGGCGACGGAUCGGGCGCGGCUGAAGGCGCGGCAGGGGGUGAGGACAGUGGGGAUGGCGGAGGUUGACGUGGUGGGUCCCAUCGGAGAGAGCGUGAAGCGCGACGGGGUGAGCGUCGGGGAGAUUGUGAUGAGAGGAGGGUGCGUGAUGUUGGGAUACCUUAAAGACCCCGAAGGAACCGCGAAUUGUUUUAAAAACGGGUGGUUCUACACAGGGGACGUCGGGGUGAUGCACGAGGAUGGGUACUUGGAAAUUAAGGACAGGUCAAAAGAUGUGAUCAUAAGCGGCGGCGAGAACCUGAGCAGCGUGGAGGUGGAGUCGAUUUUGUACGGGCACCCGGCGGUGGUGGAGGCGGCGGUGGUGGCGCGACCGCAUGAGUAUUGGGGAGAGACGCCGUGCGCGUUCCUGAGCUUGAAGGCGGGGUUGAAAGAGAAACCCAGUGAAGAUGACAUAAUAAAGUACUGCAGGGAGAAGAUGCCGCAUUAUAUGGUUCCGAAGACAGUGGUUUUCAAGGAUGAACUUCCGAAGACAUCGACGGGGAAGAUCCAGAAGUUUCUCCUGAGGCAGAUCGCGAAGGAGAUGGGUUCUUCAAUGCAAAGUCGAAUGUGAACACUACAAACUAGAGCUUCCGUCCAAAACUAGUGUCAUUAUCGACCUUUCCUUACCUUUUACCUUUUUACUGUCUUUAGCUUUCACCAUUUGUUUCUUUAUUCAUGAUCCACAGAUACGCUUGAAUUCACAGUACCAUGGUAAAGCUGUCCCCGAGCUGUUUUUACUGUACCUUAUCAUCAUCCUUGUUUUUUUCUAAUUAAUAUAAAUAUUUUUAAUCAAA